CAGCCCCCUCUCUCAGGCUCCGCCCUCUGGUUUCCAAGCUGCCGAUCAACACAGCAAUGGAUCCCUCUGCUUCCAAGGUGCAGAAAUCAAAGGCAGCAACGGAUGCCACUGCAUCCAAGGAUGAAGGCAGCGACAUCUCCAAGUACUCGCAGAGCGUCCCCGACGUCGGGUUCAAGUACGGCGCCAACCAAGAUGGGGUCCCUUCUGCCUGGAGCUUGCAUGACCGACUCCUCCUCUGCCAAGGGGAACGCUGCUGGCUCCAAGAUCUCACAAGCAACGCACCGCCGCCUCCAACAACAGGCUUCCAAGAUCCGAGGGAUGAGCAGGUGAAUGAUGUGAGCAGGGGGAUCAUUGAUCGGGUACAGCUGUGCAAGGACGAACGUCGCCAACUCCAAGAGCAGGGUCUAUCGAAAGCAGAGGCUAAUGCCUGUAAGAAGCUUGUUCUCGACUAUCUGAAGAUAAAACAGGAAAGAAAGCAUUCUUCUGCUAAAGCAAGAAAGGGAAGGCGAAAUUCCGAUGCUUGCCACAUUGAAGCUACUGUGGAACCACUCGGUCAGAAGAAGUAACAUCGUGUUUGAAGGUUCUUUGCUGAUUCGGCCAGUGGAUUCACUCGCUUGUUAUAGUUGCCAUUGUUGCUACUUUCUCUUUGUUCGUAGUGUCUCGUUGUCUCAAAUGACUAUCGAAUGGUUCUUCGGUCUGUAAUAACUGCAAUUCCUGAACCCAAACUGGAAGUUGCAGCGAUAUCAUGUAGCAUUUGUCCUACAAUUUUAAGAAGGUCAAACUUCAUCUCA
Messenger RNA from Musa acuminata AAA Group (dessert banana), 791 nucleotides. RefSeq lists its product as uncharacterized. The record is from RefSeq and is a predicted model, not a curated record. The transcript has 5 exons. NCBI's taxonomy places the organism in Eukaryota, Viridiplantae, Streptophyta, Magnoliopsida, Zingiberales, Musaceae. Bases 57 to 566 code for a protein of 169 amino acids.